This is a messenger RNA of Solanum dulcamara, 933 nucleotides long. RefSeq lists its product as uncharacterized. Bases 1 to 933 code for a protein of 310 amino acids. The transcript has 3 exons. Lineage: Eukaryota; Viridiplantae; Streptophyta; Magnoliopsida; Solanales; Solanaceae. The record is from RefSeq and is a predicted model, not a curated record.
AUGGGAGAUACAAAUAUAUCAAGUUUUGAAGCAAACACAAUUCAUUCAACCAGUAGAACACCAGUUUCUUUAGCAAUGGCUACUCCAAAAAAUCCUGAAAAAUUUACUGAGGAAGAAACUCCUAACAAUGAAAAGUUUAUUAUGACUGAGGCAUGGACACAUUCUAAUUUUCUUUGCAAUAACUACAUACUCAAAGGAUUGAAAGAUGGCUUGUAUAAAGUCUUCAGUGUUUGUAAAACCUCUAAAGAACGCUGGUAUGCUCUUGAGAAGAAAUACAAAACUGAAGAUACAGGCUUAAAGAAGUUUGUGGCUGCAAAAUUUUUGAACUAUAAGAUAGUUGAUAGUAAGACUGUGAUGUCUCAAGUCCAAGAUCUACAAGUCAUUAUUCAUAAUCUCCUGACAGAAGACUUCAAAAAUUAUGUGAAGCACAAGAGAAAGGAGAUGACUCUUGAAGACUUGAUUGUUCGUCUUAGGAUUGAGGAAGACAACAAGGUUGCCGAAAAGAAGGCUAGAGGAAACUCAACAAUUAUGAAAGCAAAUAUUGUUGAGGAUGGUCCAAAUAAAUCAAAAAAGAGGAAUAAAUCUUAUGGACCGAAGAACUAUCCUAGUAAAAAGAAGUUCAAAGAAGACUGCCACAACUGUAAAAAAACUAGACGUAAGGCUGUGGAAAAUCGUGCUCCCAAGAAGGAAAAGAAGAAAGAUCAAGCCAACAUGGUUGAUAUGAUUUGGGAUGUUGAAAACUUAUGUGCAAUGCUGAGCGAAUACAACCUAGUAGAAAAUUUCAAAGAAUGGUGGCUUAAUUCAGGAGCCACAUCAUAUGUUUGUGCGGUCCGAGAAGCCUUCGCUACUUAUUCCCCUACCGCACCUGAUGAGACUAUCUAUAUGAAAAAUUCUGCAAUGUUAAGGUUGAAAGAUAUGGUAGAUUAUUCUUGA